AUGGGCUUGGGCUGGAGUAGCGCGGAGGAGCGGCAGCCCCUCCUGCCGCCGCCGCCGCAGCAGCAGCAACAGCGGCGGCGGCCGCAGCCGCGGGGGCCGGCGGGGGGCCCGGCGGUGCCGGUGCGGCGGCUGGCGCCCUUGGCGGGCCGCGUUUACGGGCGGCGGUGGCUGGUGCUGCUGCUCUUCUCGCUGCUGGGCUUCGCGCAGGGCCUGGUGUGGAACAGCUGGGGGCCCAUCCAGAACUCGGCCCGCCUGGCCUUCGGCUUCAGCGGCUGGGACAUCGCCCUGCUCGUCUUCUGGGGGCCUAUCGGCUUCGCGCCCUGCUUCUUCUUCAUGUGGCUCAUGGACAAGAAGGGUCUGAGGGUAACUGUGUUACUAACAUCAUCCCUCAUGGUAUUGGGAGCUGGCCUGAGAUGUGUUCCAGUUUCAGACCUAGAAAUUAGGAAGAAGCUGAUUCACGGAGGGCAGCUGUUAAAUGGCUUGGCGGGGCCAACUGUGAUGAACGCAGCACCAUUUCUUUCCACGACGUGGUUUUCUCCAGAUGAACGUGCCACAGCAACAGCCAUUGCGUCGCUGCUCAAUUACCUGGGUGCUGCUGGCGCAUUUCUGGUGGGACCUCUUGUAGUGCCAUCUCCUAAUGGAACAUCUCACCAUCUGCUGGUAUCGCAGAGCAACACCGAGCACAUCAAGGACCGCAUUGAGGCUGUGCUGUAUGCAGAAUUUGGAAUGGUUUCCCUGAUUUUUUCUGCAGCGUUGGCCUACUUCCCCUCACGCCCUCCAUUCCCGCCCAGCGUGGCUGCAGCAAGUCAACGGCUCAGCUACAGGAGAAGUUUUUGCAGACUCUUAAGCAAUUUCCGAUUCUUGAUGAUUGCUUUAGCCUAUGCUAUACCACUGGGUGUUUUCUCUGGCUGGUCUGGUGUUCUGGAUUUGAUAUUAACACCAGUUCAUGUAAGCCAAGUAGAUGCAGGCUGGAUUGGAUUUUGGUCUAUAGUUGGAGGUUGUGUUGUUGGCAUAGCAAUGGCAAGAUUUGCAGAUUUUAUCAGGGGCAUGCUGAAGUUUAUACUGCUGCUGCUUUUAUCCGGAGCAACGUUAGCAUCAACCUGGUUCACUCUCACCUGUUUAAAUAGUGUCACUCAUCUGCCUUUAACCACAGCUACACUGUACACAUCCUGCAUUUUGUUGGGUAUAUUCCUCAACAGCAGCGUACCAAUAUUCUUUGAGCUCUUUGUGGAGACGGUCUACCCUGUUCCAGAAGGAAUUACCUGUGGAGUUGUCACCUUUUUGAGUAAUGUGUUUAUGGGAGUGCUUUUGUUUUUUCUCACAUUUUACCAUACAGAGUUUUCCUGGUUCAACUGGUGCCUGCCAGGAUCGUGUUUGCUCAGUCUGCUCCUCAUCCUGUGCUUCCGCGAGUCCUAUGACAGACUCUAUCUUGACGUUGUUGUCUCUGUGUGAUAACACCAGACUGGCUGGAAGAGACUGGAACUCAGCUUUGCAGUCUGCACAUCUGCCUGGAUUUGCACGGCUGAACAUCAGAAAAACAAAGAAAUUACAAGACUUAAUUGUGGCUGUAUUAGAGAGGGUGAGGGACAGGCUGUUCUUAUGUUCAAGACCACCUUGAUUUGGGAUAAACGUGGACCCUGAGCGGUGGUAAAUGAUGCCGAAAUGCACAAAGAUAAUGUAUCUGAUGUACAGGUCCCAGUGCCAGAGCAGGGGCUCUCUAUUUAAAAGGCUGUUGAUGUAGCAGUGAGAUGUACAGUUGUGUGUGAGUAUGUGUGCGUGUGUGCCGACUUAUGGUUAUACACACCGGGGUACCAGUAAUAUUCAGAGUCUUCUAUCAGAACAGAAAUAGUGAAUAAUCUUAACAAAAGGAGUAAAAAUGACAAAGAGGAGGGGGGAGAAAAUCUUUUUUUAAAAAGAUCUCUCUUUUAAAUCACUAGUCAUUUAUAUAAUGAAUGUCCAUUAAACAGUUAAGCUAAAGGAAUUUGGUGCUUGUACACUACAUUUACAUUCUAAUAAAGUAAUUUCUGAUAUAAGACACUGGUACCAGGGGUUUUAGCCAUAUUUAAUAUCUCAAACAAUCCUUGCAGUGUUGUUACCACCCUGGAGCACAAGUAAAUGAUAGCUUUAGCUGCCACUGAAACCUAACUUGCACCUGCAGUUGCCUCUGAAAUAUCACCAAGGUUCUGUAUCUCCUGAAUACAGAGCAUCUGUGGUAUCUCAGAAGUUUACUGGAGAGUCACUCUGGGUAGAUGUUGGUUUUGUAAAGGCCACCACUGUGUCACCUUUUCUUCCCCCAUCUCCAGUACUGCCUUUUUUACUGUGAAGGCCUGUGUGUGCCACUGAAUACUGUGGGUGUGGAUGUCAGAGUACUACUAGUUCUCUUCUGAUACUUUAAGGUGUGCGUGGUUUUUAGAAUUAGCUUAUGAUUGAGGGUGCCUAAACAAUAUUGUUUGUUAACCCAAUCUUUAAAAUCACUGUUUCCUAAAAAAAAAAUAAAUGACACCUUUCUAGUUGAUGAGGUGGCACGACGGCGAAAUGACAAUGAGUUUGACAAUGACAAAUAACUUAGGAGUUUUGGCAUAGUAUGGGGAAAAUAAUGCCAGCUCUUUUUAUCAGUACUAAUCUGUGGUCGUUUUGGCCCUUACUUGAAUAUAAACAUUAAAGACACUUUGAAUAGUUUUUUAACUCAGUUUUAAACCUGCUAAUAAUUUCUUAAUCAGAUUCUUAGAUUCAGUUCAGCAUCAUUUACAGUAUUUCCUUGUGUGUGUUCUGUGCUUUGUGUUAGAGGUGUGUGGAUGUUUAUAUCUAUGUAUACACAACUAAAACUUAUAUAUAUAUAUCUUUUAUAUAUGUUAUAUAAGGGUACGUGUUUACAUAGGUUUAUUUUAAAUGAUCAUGCCUCUGGAUGGUGGUAUGCUACUGUUUGCAACUAAACCAGUCACUGCCAUGAAUGGAAAUGCAUACAUAUGCUGUCUGCGACAUGAAUUUUUUUCAGGGUGUGAAUGAUUUCCCGUCGUAGCAAUUUUAUUGCAAGAGGGUGCCUGCACAUGUUGGAGGCGGCUGGUGAACAGGGUUCUGUGUCUGUGGAAGUUUGAAUCAAAUGCCCAUAGCUCCUGUGCAGGGCUCUUCUCUGCCAUCCUGGGCUGACACCGGCACUGUAAGUUCACUCAAAUAAACCCUGAACUGAGCGCUACCAUUCAGACAUGGAUCCGUUCAUUGUCUGCUGUUCUUUUGCAGAGAGAAUAUGCCACUAAUACCUUUAACUCAGGAGUGUAUCUGUGCAGCAAAAUAAAAGCUGUUCCCUGCUUUUAUGUUUUCAGAGCAACGAAGGUAUGUACUGUAGUAACAGAAAAUUGACUUAGCUCGUUGCCUAUGUCAGCUACUAAACGAUCUUUUCUGUCUUGAAGCAGGCUUUUUGUAGAAAUGGAGCUAACCUACAAUGGGGUAACUCAAUCAAUCUAACCAGCAUGUUCAGAUCUGCUGGCAUCAUCCUCUUACUGUUUUUCAGAUGGAUGGUAUUAACUGUCCAACUUCUUUUUACUAUGUUUUAGUGCCUGGAAUAAUUUCAAUAUCCGGUAGCUGCUGCUACCUAUUGUCUUCUGAAACCAGGGAUCGCUUGCCAAGAGUCGAUUGGAGUUGCAUUGUCAUGGCAGAACUGCGAGCUCGGGUGGCUUCGGAGCUCUGCUUCUGCAAUUUACUGUAGCUAUAUUAAGAUUAAAAUUGCACAGUUUAGGCACUCUCCCGAGUGACAGAGAUUUCUAAUCCUUUCACUGCCCUGACUAUUUUAAGAUGGAGAAGCACUUCAGGCAAUAUUCAGACUGUAACCUAUUCUGCCUCUGUUCCAGAAGGCACUGAACAAUUCAAAAUACUUGUCAGUGCUGCCAGAUGCAGACUGUCCGCACAGUCAGGGGAGAAGGGUGAACGUCUUGUUUCAAACCCUGCUAGAUUGUUGUUGAGUCAGUGUGGAUUGCUCACUGCCCUCCUGAACAUUGACGCUUUGGUAGAAGUUUCUGUGUGUGCUGGGCUGGCCCGGGCUGGGUGCCGGGUGCCGCCGCAGCCGCUCUGCCUGUCCCCUCAGCUGGGCCAGGGAGGGAAAAUGCAGCGAAAGGUUCCUGGGCCGGGAUUAGGGCAGGGGGUCGCUCACCAAGACCGUCUCGGGCAAAGCAGGCUCGGCUUGGGGAAACUAGUUUAACUUACUACCGGUCAGAUCAGUGGAGGGUAAUGAGAAAUACAGCGAAAUCUUAAACCACCUUCCCCCCUCUCUCCCCCCCGGGCACAGCCUCCCUCCCGGUGUCUCUCCUGGGGCUGGGGUCAGUCCCUCAGCCCUGGUCUCUGCCCCCCUUCCCCCUCGGGGGGGGCUCCUCACACCCUGCCCUGCCCCAGCCCGGGGUCCCCCCGCGGGGCGCAGCCCCUCAGGCACAGGCUGCUCCAGCCGGGGUCCCCCGCGGGGGCACAGGCCCUGCCAGCGACCCUGCCCCAGCCGGGGCUUCCCUCGGGCUGCGGGCACCCCCUGCCCCCGCGGGGCCCUGCCCGGGCUGCGGGGGGAUCUGCUCCCCCGGUGCCCUCCGUGGGCCGAGGGGACAGCCCGCCUCGCCGGGGGCUUCGCUGUGGCUGCCGGGGCAUCUGCUCGGGCACACGGAGCCCCUCCUGCCCUCCCUCUGCCCUGGCCUGGGGGGCUGCAGGGCUCCUGCAGCACAUUCUCGCUCCUUUCUGAGGCUGCAAUUGCUGUCAUGCAGCAGCUUUUCCCUCAUCUUUGCUGCUUAAUCCCAGAGGUGCUGCCACCGUGGCUGAUGGGCCUGACCGUGGCCAGCAGCGGGUCUGCCUUGAAGCCAUCUUGGCGUUGGCACCAUCGCAUGUGGGGGAAGCUUCUAGCAGCUUCUCACAGAAGCCAGCCCUGUAGUCCCCCACUACAAAAACUUUGCCACACAAACCCAAACCACUCUGUCUGCCUUGGGUGCUGUAGUGUGUGGCCUUCAUUAUAGCCCUGCACCAAGGCCGGGAUGCUCCCGAGCCGAGCGGCACAGCAGGGCUCUGCUGGAAACCUGCGCUGGGGCUGCAGGAACCAUUCUGCAGCUGGGGCUCUGCUGGAGUUCCCGGCAAGUCCGAUGGAAAUCUGCCUGGGUGAAAGCCAAUGGAUUGCUCCCAAAUUCUUUGAAGCUGCACGGGGUGCUGCUGCAUUCCACACACAUGGUGUUCAGGCUUUAGGAUUUUAUUAGAGCAGCAAGUCUGGCUCAGGACGGAGGUGAGGACUGCAAAUGUGCUUGCUGAGAUCUCUGGAAAAUGUGUUAUCCUCAUCUGUGCCCAGCAGCAGUGUCCUUCUGUGGAGGAGCAGUCCAUUUCAUGUAAGUAACCAAACUCAGUCCGUGGGAAUAUUUUUUGGAUGAGGGUUACCACCAGAUCCACCCUUGUUUGGAUUUGCCGAGGGUCCAAGCUGUCAGGAUAACUGCACUUUGCUGGAAGUUAGAGACCGCAUGGCGAGCCCUAAGCAGUGCUGAUUCAGUUAGCAGUAGUGCAGAACAGGCUCAAAACAGUUAUUUCUUUUAUUAGUGAAAGUUCUAACUUCUGAGUCGGUAGCAAUGGGGUUUUCUAUUUAAAUGAGACAUUACAUUGCGCUGCUGCAGAGUAGCCGAUGCUGGCAGCUGCUUGGCCUGUGACUUGCCAGCAAAAGAAGGUGCCCUGGGAAGUCACAAUAUUUACUUCUCUUCAUGUCCCAGAAGUUCACAGCCUUGAAGAAAAUUUUUCCCAGCAGUGCAGAGCCCCCUAACAUACAAGAAACUGUGUUAUGUUUUUAUAUGGAAAAUGCUGGGAAGGGUGCUCUAUAGUGAUCACUUUCUUGUAAUAGUCCUUUUUUUUUUAAUUUAAAUACAGGCUGCUCCUCAGGUGUCUGCUUGGCUGGGUAUCGACUCUCAGUUCAGCUUCCAGGGCUGCUGGCUUUGCUGCUUGCAAGCUGCGGAGCUGUGCUAGCUUUCGUGCUGCUAGUGAGGAGGCUCAGGGUUAGCUAAAGUAGACUCCACUUCACGGCACUGCUUGCUGUCUCUUGACACUGCUGAUAACCAUUAAUUUCCUUUUAAAUCCUUCGCCUUCCUGUGUGGCCACUUGUUCCCCUGAGCUGGAAGCAUCGAGAAGAGUUUCCAUGAUCCCAAGCCAAUUUUAGAUGGGUUGACUGACCACGUACCUAAUAUACAUAAAAAUAGUGACUUUUUUUUUUAGGAAAUCAUACAAGCUGCAAGAAAGUGCAGACCCAAAGGAUUUUGUGUACAUGUGAGCAGAUAGUCUGUUACGAACAGACUAUAAUUUGCCUGAAACUUGUAAUUUGAGCUCCCACACCUAGAGAGGCCGAGUUGAUAGGCACCAUGCAUGUUAGGUAUUCAGCUUCACAGCAUCACAGAGUUAUUCCCAACCAUCUGAAAGAGCUGAAAUGAUUUGGAGUGGGAUGUCUUUUUGGAGUGGGUUGAAAACCCCAGGCUGCAUCAGUGUUUGCAGUGGUAACUCUGGGGACCAUCAGGGUGAUGGAUUUGGGGGAGGGGGAGCAUUCCAAAGGGCAUUUCAACACUGAUAUGUUGCAUUGAGUUGAUCAAAUCCAUAGAAAAUUUAAAGUUUUGUGGAGACAGGGAUGUUAAUGACGGGCUUGUUCUACAGUAAUUUAGCAAGUGACUGCGUAACCUUACACUGCAUUAUAAACAAGCUGAAUUGAUUGAUAUGCGUAUAUUGGCUGUUACUAGAAAGGGAAGUGCUAUUUUAUUGUGAGGAUUGACUGAAAAAUGAAUGGGAAUUACAGUUUGCAUAGUGGAUAUAACUGUCCUGUAAUGCUGUUACAGUAGGGUUGUAAUUGCUCAUUUCUUCUAUUGGGCCCCUUGCAAAUGUUAAGUCUGUAACAAAGGCAUUUUUGUGUUUCAUUAGUUUGGGAGGUUUUUCUUUUAGGCUAAGUGUGGAUCAUUGUAAUAACUUGUCAAGGCAACUGCUACACUGGUAUGAAAGCGUAUGUGAACAUUUGAUAUCGAUUUAGUGUUUGACAUUGGGGCCAUCGUUCUCGGUGUUGUUAAAGCGCUAGGCGAGGGGAGCAGGGAUGUGCGUGCAGGGAGGCAGCAGUGGUCCUGGAUGCACAGCCCUGCAAGUGUAGAUGCUGCCAAAACAAACAAGAAUGUCAUCAUCUUCUGUGGGUCCCAGCAAUCAGGGCUGGGAGGAGGAGAGGAGCACGUGCAGGAGGGGAAAAGCCACCUCAUGGCUGCUGUCUCCUUUCCAACAGAGGGAUAGCUUCCAGGCUUACUGCUUCGCGUGUGAGAGAUCAUAAGUAUCAACACAGGCCUCAUUCACUUCCCCGCAGCCAUUACUGCUACAGGGUGGGUUGUAGGUGGCAUGGGAAUAUCUGCCUUGCCUCCUUCAGGGGUGUCAUUUCGGGUGGUGCAGGAGAAUUGUUGCAGAGCAGGCAGCAGCGAAGUCAGAAGAUGGUGUCAAUCUGUUUAGAAUUUUUGCAGUUUCCGUUUCAAGGCAGAUGAAACUAAUAGAGGAAGAAAUGUAAGUCUGUCCAAAGUUUUGACAAGCAAAAGCAAAUAUUUGCACAGAUGUGCUGGCUCCUGUCUUUUACUUGGGAUCACAAUGUGUAUGGAGUAAUCCGUGCCCACCUGGAGUGUGAACCCACUCCCAAAGCUCCUGCCACUGCUCAGCCCCCCUUCGUGCCCAGGCCAGGGGCAGUGAUGGGGGGAGAAGGGAAGUGCUGCAGCCGAGAUGCCCAAAAGGUCUGACGGUGGUGGGUGCCUGGGUUAUUUGUGCAUGAGGGAUGUCUUCUGCAGCCCAAUGUUAGCAGGGUCUCAUUUUUUACUUCCUCAAGGAUGAGGUUCUGACCUUCAUCUUAUGUUUGUGGCAUGAUUUGUGCCAUAGGAACAGCUAUGGCUGUGGCACACGGUGUACAGGCACUGGUUUUCCAAGUGUGUCAGGUAAGGCAGGUGGGACUCACUCCCUGCAAGAGCAGCUUUUUCUUCCAUGGUCUCUCUCCCAGCUAGCUUUCCCCAUGUGAUUUCUCUACUUGUAGCUGGAAGGACUCGUUGCACUCACUUUGUGUUGCUACAUAGAGAAAAUACCAUGAGCAAAGCCUUCCGUUCUUUAUGGAGAGGUUUUUCCCUUUAGGCUCAGGCCACUUCUCCAACCUUAGCCCCUCGCUUUGCAAAAGCCAAGAAAGCCCCAACCCCGUAUUUUCCUUUGCAGAGAGCACAUGCAGGUUUGUGUGAUGCUGGGACAGGUGGUGAGCCUGGGCACUGUGCUUGCUUGGUCACAGAGCUGCUCGGGGGUUUGGGGAAGGAAUGCUUGUGCAUGGGGUGCCUCCCUCUCCCCACCUGUAAAAGGGGAGGGGGAUGCCCCUUGUCCCUCCCCAGGCAGGGACACGCUGGGGUCAGGGCUGGGAAGUGCUUUGGGAUCCUGUGAGGAAUGGGGGCUGGAGCAGGGUGUGGGAAAAGCCGUUUAAUGGGCCGUGUGUCCUCAGACUUCUGUGGGGCAUGCAGACCCUGGCUUUCUUUGUCUGGCCAGCUUAAUUCUAUAAGGUGUAGGCAGUAGGUACUGUAUGGAUAGAAAACGCCUCGGCAGGACAGGUUACAUUAACAAACUGGUGGGAAAUGGUUGUGCUUAGGGAAGGGAUGCUCAGAGAGCCAGUCUGCUUGGGUCAGUCAUGGGGUGCCGAGCCUCUGGGCUGUAUCUGGCUCUCUCUGGAUGCCCUGGAUGUGCAAUCAAAGCGUGAUGAGUGGCAAAACCAGAGCUGGUUCCCUUGGCUUAGCCCCUGCCUGCACCUCUCCUGCGUACCACAACCUUUCUGCUGCUCACCAUCACCUGGGCUGAGCCAGCCCAGCAGAGCUGCAGGGCGUCCUCAUGGGCCACCAGCUGCUGCUCCCCACCGGGACAAUGAUGUAUUUUCCAGACACAUUUAUUUUCCCUGUGUAUGAUAUUUGCUAAUUAAAUUAUCUUUUUCUCCUACCAAGUUUAAUGUCUUCCACUGUGCAUUUUAGAAACACGUACUUGAUAAGCUGGAAAAAACAGCUUUUAAUUAUGUGAUGCACCUAACGGUUGAGGUUUUUGGAACUGCAUGAACAUAGGGAGAAGGAAGAGAGUUUUAUGUGUUAGAGAGCAUCUUUGUAAACUAUCCUUGACCUGUAAGACUGUUCAACUUUACUGGAGUUUGUAUGUAUUUUACUUUUGUAAUUUUUUAAAUGAUUUGAAAGAAUUUUAUUUUAGGGCAAAUUCUACUUUUUGUAUGCGAUAUUGCAAUGUGAUGUAUUUUUGUUUUUGAGAAAAUAAUGUUGAAACUACUAUAUACUCGUCAAUGUAACACAUCCACUGUGUCAUUUCUUUUUAAAACUGGAAUCUGACCAUGAAGUGCACGUUACUUUACAUACUGGUUGUUGCACAUUAAAGGGGUUACUCAGA
Messenger RNA from Falco peregrinus (peregrine falcon), 9411 nucleotides. It is a transcript of the gene SLC49A4, whose product is annotated as solute carrier family 49 member 4. NCBI's taxonomy places the organism in Eukaryota, Metazoa, Chordata, Aves, Falconiformes, Falconidae. The transcript has 9 exons. Gene Ontology annotation, cellular component: intracellular membrane-bounded organelle; membrane. The coding region runs from base 1 to 1452 and encodes 483 amino acids. The record is from RefSeq and is a predicted model, not a curated record.